This is a messenger RNA of Caenorhabditis elegans, 377 nucleotides long. It is a transcript of the gene nlp-24, whose product is annotated as Neuropeptide-Like Protein. The coding region runs from base 2 to 244 and encodes 80 amino acids. The record is from RefSeq and is marked reviewed. NCBI's taxonomy places the organism in Eukaryota, Metazoa, Nematoda, Chromadorea, Rhabditida, Rhabditidae. The transcript has 2 exons.
AAUGAACAAGCUUCUCCUUCUCUUCGUUCUUGUUGCCGUCAUCGCUAUGGCUUCUGCCCAAUGGGGAGGUGGUCCAUAUGGAGGAUAUGGUCCACGUGGAUACGGAGGUGGAUACGGAGGUGGACGUUAUGGAGGAUAUGGAGGACGCGGACCAUACGGCGGAUACGGUGGACGUGGCCCAUAUGGAUACGGAGGACGUGGACCAUACGGAGGAGGCGGUCUCGUUGGAGCUCUUCUCGGUUAAACAUUUUGUAUCUACACCUAAAUGCUCAUCAGUUGCCAGAAUCAAUUCGAUACUCUUCUGAAUCAACUCAUUAUUGUUUGUAAUAAGUACAAAUUCCACUCACCAACCAAAAAAUAAACGAUUUUUCAUUGUC